GCGCCUCCCUGUCCCCCUACAGCGCGCGCAUUCGUCGCCUUCGGGGGAGCGUUCCUCCGCACGCGCGUGCUCACGGACGGCAUGGAACGUCAGCAGGCAGGCGGACAGACGGAUGAGCGUCGCAUGCCGUGCAGCAGAGAGCGGUGACGUGGCACCUGCUGAUUGGGUGAACACGGCAGGGACGCACAAGCGGCCCCAGCAGGUGUUCUACUCCAAAAAGGGUGAGAAAUUUCUGUUACAAACGGGCGAGAGGAUGGAGCUGAUGGAGUUACCCGAGGGUACAAGAGUGGUGUACCCUGGACUGUGCAAGGAUGGCGAAUCCAACCCCAACAAGAUGCGAGCCAUGAUACGGCACGCUCUGGACAACCCUGUGGGGCAGCCGCCGCUAAAGGAAAGACUUCAGCAAAUCAAGCACGCCAAUCCCAACCCCAAGAUCCUGAUGGCGUUUGACGAUGUGAGCGUGCCGCUGCCGCCCAUGCGCCGCCCGGACUUACGGCAACUGAUCUUGGAGGAGGCGGAGAGGGACUGCGUGGCGGCGGGCAUCACAGACAUCCGCUUCGUGUGCUCCAUCGCUCUGCACCGCUUCGUUCGCCCGGACGAGUUCCGGCACAUCUGCGGGGGGUACCUGUACGGCAAGUACUACCCGCAGCGCAUGGGGAAUUACAACGCUGUUGAUAUGCACGAGACUGUGGACAUCGGUGUCACACGGCACGGGGAGGCUGUUCAGAUCAACCGGCACUUUGCGGAGGCGGAUCUGGUGGUGUAUGCGAAUGUGAACUACGUGAGCAUGGACGGCGGGUACAAGUCCUACGCCACUGGCCUCGUGCAUUACAACUGUCUGCGCCACAACCACGACUCCAACACACUGCGCAACACCAGGUCGCUGUUUGACCCGGCGCGCAGUGCGCUGCACAGGUCGUUCCACCGCAUCGGGCGCAUGAUGCAGAAGCACACCGACGUCUUCCAUGUCGAGACUGUCGUUGACGACCAGCUGUUCCCGUUCUACGUGGGCUUUGUGUCAGAGCUAGUGCGCAACAUGAGCCCGCUGCAGAAGCUCUUUAUGCACUCCACCAUUCUGCUGCUCAAGCUGUUGCCGCUGUGGCUAUGCGUCAAGGUUUUCUGGUUCAUGCGAGCCCCGUUCGGCCUGCUGCAGGUGACAGCAGGGGAGACCCAGGCGGUGCAUGAGAGGACACUGGCCACCAUAUACCGGGACAAGGUCAUGGACGUGCAAGGGCAGGCGGACAUCCUCAUUCUGGCGCCCAGUGCGUUGGGGCCGUACACCAAAGACAUGUUCCUCAACCCCCUCCUCGUGAACACAUACGCGCUGGGAUACUAUUACAACAUGUAUGUGGACGGCGUGCCUCUACUCAAGGAGGGCGGCUGUGUGAUAAUGGUGAACGAGAUGAACUACGAGUGGUCAUCGCCGGCGCACGACGCGUACCGGCGGCUCUUUGAGGAGGUGCUGGCAGUGGCUCCAGGGCUGGACGAGUUUGAGCGCUUCCAGCAGCAGUUCGUGCAGGACGAGCACCUGAAUGACAUCUACCGCCAGGGCCUGGGGCCUGCUGCCGUGCACGGCUUUUACAUGUACACGUGGGCCGCUCACGGCAUGGAUAAGGUGGGCAAGGUGUAUGUGGUGGGUGCUGUGGACCCGCGGGGGCCGGCUGUGCUGCGCUGGGAGAUGGCGGACAGCAUACAGGACGCAGUGGACCAGGCGCGGCUGUUCCUGGGCAACAGCAAGGCGGAGGUGACGUAUCUGAGGUGCCCGCCGGUGGGGUAUGUGCGCGUGCACACGGAGGGGCAGGGGGAAGGCAGUGCUGCGGAGCAGGUGCAAGGGGAGGCAGCGCAGGCCGUGGGCAAUCACCACUGA
Messenger RNA from Closterium sp. NIES-65, 1867 nucleotides. NCBI's taxonomy places the organism in Eukaryota, Viridiplantae, Streptophyta, Zygnematophyceae, Desmidiales, Closteriaceae. The record is from the annotation of a GenBank genome assembly.